ACUCUGACAGUCGCUCAGCUGUUGCAGGAAAGUUUUGACAUAGUUUUAUAGCCUUCUGUAUCUAGUGUUUAUUAGAUGUUGUAUCUCUUCGGCAGCGAAUUCCCUGCGAGUGCUUUUUAUCUGUCUUCUUCAUCGAGUGCCAGCCGCUAAAUAUACUCGGGUUUUAUCUUCCUAUAUAUUUAUUUUUUAAAAAGUAAAGCUACUGGUACAGUAACUUGGAGCGACUUUCGGAAUGAGUUUGAACGAGCACUCGAUGCAGGCUCUGUCGUGGAGAAAACUUUACUUGAGUCGAGCCAAGUUAAAAGCCACCAGCCGCACUUCAGCUCUAUUGUCCGGAUUCGCGAUGGUUGCCAUGGUGGAGGUACAGCUGGAGAACGAUCAUGAUUAUCCUCCAGGGCUGCUGAUAGCCUUCAGCGCCUGCACCACCGUUCUGGUUGCAGUGCACCUCUUCGCCCUCAUGAUCAGCACCUGCAUCCUCCCCAAUCUCGAGGCGGUCAGCAAUGUCCACAACCUCAACUCCGUCAACGAGUCGCCCCACGAGCGCAUGCACCGGCACAUAGAAUUGGCCUGGGCGUUCUCCACAGUCAUUGGCACCCUCCUCUUCCUGACAGAGGUGAUGCUCCUGUGUUGGGUGAAGUUCUUACCCCUCAGAAGCCGCGAGAACAACGGUACCAUAAGUUCCGGUGAGGCCGCAGCCAUCGCUUCCACCUGCAUCAUGGUGCCGUUCGGAAUUGUUUUUAUCGUGUUCGCAGUCCACUUUUACCGCACACUCGUCAGUCACAAAACGGACCGGCAGAUCCGAGAGCUGGAACAGGUCAUUCAGCUCCAGAACCAGCUGGACCACCGGGCUGAGAAUGAUGACCUGAAGGCCGCAAUCCAUUAUCCUUGAUUACAUCCAGUUAGCACACAACAGCAGCGAACAUUCAACGCUGCCUUUUAUUGUGAAAUUUCUUACAAAAGCUUUAUUUUUUAUGUUUUUGAACUGUGCUCAGAUGCUUCUUUUUUGGAAUUGCAAGCUUUACCUGUUGUAGGUUUUAACUCAGUCCACUUUUUGGAUAAUGUCCACACAUUAUACACUUAUAAAUUAGGAAAAUUGUUUAACCUUUAAGUUAAAGGUUAAUCUUUUGCUCUCAGGCACUUCCGUUUCAGCGGCUUGUAUCACGACAUAUCAAAUCAUAUUGUGCUGUUACAUUUUUCGGGGUUAAAGCCACUUAAAGACUUUACACAUGCACUUGAGUGUACUAUCAUAAGACUUGGAGUGUUACCGAUUUGUUCAGAGUUCUUGUAAAAUAAAAACAGCCAGCUACAAAUUACAACACAGAUUUACUUCACAAGAAUCGUAAAUAUGUGGUUGUGUAGUUGGGAACAGGAUAUUGUUUCACCAACAUGAGGAAAUUCUGUUUCAAAUUGGUAGGUCGAAGAUCCAAAUCAGAUCCAAACAAUGACUAAAUUAAAGGUGCACUUCCUUGGUUGAAUAUGGCCAGAACUUCUUGUCCAUAUUCGUCAAGACAAGUCAAUUUUAUUUAUAUAGCCCAGAAUCACAAAUCCCAGAUUUGCCUCAAAGGGCUUUACCCUCUGUCCCUUGGCCCGUGUAAAUUAAGUUUGUGGUGAAGCCUGUUCAGCAAACUGUGGUGCUGCACUGUCUUCAUUUGUCUGCAUGUGUAGCUUAAUGGCUUAAGCGGUUAAUUCUGUGCAGUUGAUGGCACAUUGUAUUAUUCACCACCACUGCAGCAUCUGCCCGGGGCCUUAAAAGGGAAAGUUGCAACCUGUUAUGAGGAUGUACAAUAAGUGUUGAUGGUAAAUGUAGAAGUUUGAAGCAAUAAAUACCCCAGUGCGUGCUAUAUUGACAGAGAAAGUUAAGUUUGCAAUGUUUUACUUGACAGUCACGUAUAGUUGGAGGCAAGAAAGAACUGUAGGCUACUUGAGAUUGGAUUUUUUGUUUGUUUUUACUGGCUGUUUUGGACUACAUGUUUUUAUUUCAUUAACUGCAUAGGUGCAAUUCAUAACCCUCGGCUACACUGUGUUUUAGCUUGCACGCAAUGCAUCCUGGUACACGUAGGCACUGCUGGCACAGCUCCACAAGCAGGUAAACUCCGCUUUUCAGAUCAAUAUAGCGCACACACUGAGGAAUUUAUUGCUUUAAUCAACUACAAUUAUCAUCAACCAUGAUUGGACAUGCGCAUAAAUGGUCGCAAAUGUUCCCUUUAAUAGUGACCCGUGGUGGUUUGUAUUGAUUUGUACUGUUCUCACAUUUGCCUUACUUUAAAAUGCUUGUUAGAAGCAUAACCAAGACUUUAUUACAGUAUCAAGGUGUGAAUUGUCUAACUGAAAUAUCAUAUUAAUAACUUUUAACAUGUUUUAAAUCGAACAAGUUGCAUAUUUUAAAAACUUUUACAAGAUCUGAGUGCAUGGACUCACUGGACUGAACAGUUGCUUGUCAGAACUUUUUUAUUUUCUCUUAGUUAUCUGGCUCCUUUCCUUUCCCCAUGGCUACAUUUUUCAGUGUUCUGAACAAUUAACAACUUUAGUAUGCUAUUAUGAUGAACUCCAAAAUCUAUAUGCAUAGGAAAAUGAAUAGUUGAGCAAAAGAUUGUGGUGGUUUUUCAAAAAACAAAUAGAAUAUAUCAGCACGUUAGUAUUUCUGUGCAAUCUGAGGCAAAAGAACACACAUAAAUGCUUGUCAGCUAGUGCUGUUAACCAAAGUGUGUUAUAUUUCUAGCAAGGGUUCAGUGACAACCAAAACAAGUGAUUAAGGGCUGUAUUUUGAACCUCACAGCAGAGUCUGUGUUCCUUUUGUAAAAUGAGUCUAAAAAAUUGGGAAAUUUUUCAAUUUCAUGUUGCUUUUACAAAUAUACUGUAAUCCAAUGGUUACCGGCUUUAAAGAAGUAUUGUUGAAUGCAUUAUUAUAAAGCAUGCACGUAUUAGACAUGUCUUAUUUAAGUUUGUAUGUAGUUUUGUACUUUUCAUAGUUUACAAGUUUGAGCGUGUUCACACAUUGUUUAGGGUACAAUAGGGUACUGUUUCAGUGUGAAAAUUAGGGUGUGUUCUUUUUGUCCUGUGGCACAUUGUUGAAUAGCUUUACUUGGGUUUGACCAUUUUCUUUACUUUUCUUUAUCCAUAUUUACUGUAACAUCCAUAUAAAAGCUGUCAAAUGUUCGAGCUCAAAUGAGGAAAUGUGCACAUAUUUAGAGCUGGACAACAAUUUAUCUGUAACAGUUCUCUCAUGUGAUGGUGUUGUGACAAAAUGAUAAUUUAUCAUGUCCCAUACUUGUAACAUACUGUAAUUAUAUCAAAGCAAUGCUGUGUUCAUUAUUGCAAUAGCUGUUUUGUCCCCCUUACAAUUGAUUCAUGAGUCAUGUUAAUGUGCAAGCUCCCAAAAUUUGCAUUCAAAUUGUCCUGAACAGAUGAUAAUAUCUCUGAUGUGCAGCAGAGAACAAAGAGCCAUGAGGGGUUGGUUACUAAUUUACAGACGGUUUUGGAAAAAGUUGUUACUCUUAUUCAAAGCACUGUUGAUGGUGUUUCUUAAGACUUUUCCCAGGAAAAGAAAUUAAGACAUUAUUACAUUAUUUACAUACAACCGUACACACUCUGAUGGAACUGCCACAUGUACUUUUUUAGAAACAGAUCAUUACAAACACAGGCAUGUUUGGUUCAUUUGUUGUGGUUUAUUUAUUUAACCUAGUGUAUGCUGUAUAUAGAGAGGUUUUUGUGUCAAUGCACAGCUUUAAAGUGAUAUUUGUUUUUCUAGUAAAUACUAUAUUGUAUGUUUUGCUUAUGUGUGGUGUAAGAGAACUGGUUAGAGUCACCAGGAUGUUGUUUUUUUUUUGCCGGUUUGACAAUAAAACACA
This is a messenger RNA of Centropristis striata (black sea bass), 3848 nucleotides long. Its product is annotated as calcium release-activated calcium channel protein 1-like. Gene Ontology annotation, biological process: store-operated calcium entry. The transcript is spliced from 2 exons. Gene Ontology annotation, molecular function: store-operated calcium channel activity. The record is from RefSeq and is a predicted model, not a curated record. Bases 233 to 889 code for a protein of 218 amino acids. NCBI's taxonomy places the organism in Eukaryota, Metazoa, Chordata, Actinopteri, Perciformes, Serranidae. Gene Ontology annotation, cellular component: membrane.